Molecule: messenger RNA, 162 nt
Organism: Acaromyces ingoldii
Lineage: Eukaryota; Fungi; Basidiomycota; Exobasidiomycetes; Exobasidiales; Cryptobasidiaceae
Exons: 1
Biological process (GO): dephosphorylation; negative regulation of MAPK cascade
Cellular component (GO): cytoplasm
Molecular function (GO): MAP kinase tyrosine/serine/threonine phosphatase activity; protein tyrosine/threonine phosphatase activity
Source: RefSeq, a predicted model, not a curated record
GAUGACGCUAGGAUGAGUUCGUCUCCCAUCUACGUGCAUUGCAAGGCAGGCAAGAGUCGAAGCGUGAUGGUUGUAAUGGCUUAUCUCAUUCACGCCAAUAGAUGGCCUUUACAACGGAGUUAUUCCUUUGUCGUCGACCGAAGGCGGUCAGUCAGCCCCAAC